Messenger RNA from Sarcophilus harrisii (Tasmanian devil), 2018 nucleotides. It is a transcript of the gene SLC18A2, whose product is annotated as solute carrier family 18 member A2. The record is from RefSeq and is a predicted model, not a curated record. Gene Ontology annotation, molecular function: xenobiotic transmembrane transporter activity; serotonin:sodium:chloride symporter activity. NCBI's taxonomy places the organism in Eukaryota, Metazoa, Chordata, Mammalia, Dasyuromorphia, Dasyuridae. Gene Ontology annotation, biological process: xenobiotic transport; aminergic neurotransmitter loading into synaptic vesicle; transmembrane transport. The coding region runs from base 311 to 1855 and encodes 514 amino acids. The transcript has 16 exons. Gene Ontology annotation, cellular component: synaptic vesicle membrane; terminal bouton.
GUUCUCUCCUCCUCACCCCCUCCUCUCAGCUCCGGUCAGGUUGGUUGGCAGAGCAAGGGCGAUAAGGAUCGAGCCAUGACGUCAAAGGAGCAGACCCGCUAAAGCCGAGCCUCUGGAGGGCAUCGUUGAGAGGUGGAGAUACAGACUCCGACCCAGACCGGGACGGAGCUGGAGAGCACAGCAGCCGCGGGCUGGUGCUGCUACCAGAAAGCCUCCAACUCACUGGGACAGCUCCCCGCCGGGACUUGCGCUCGGAACUCAGCCCCAGCACAGUCCCUAGCAACAGUCACGCCCAAAAGGUCGAGGAGUCAUGGCUCUGGCUGAAUUUGGUCUCCUCACUUGGCUUCGGGAGAGCCGACAGUCGAGGAAACUAAUCCUUUUUAUAGUAUUUCUUGCUCUCCUCUUGGACAAUAUGCUGCUCACUGUUGUGGUGCCCAUCAUUCCCAGUUACUUAUACAGCAUUAAACAUGAAAAUAAUGCCACAGAAAUACAAACUGCUAAACCAGAAACUGGGUCUCCCACCUUCAGCAGCAUCUUCUCCUAUUACGACAAUUCCACGAUGAUCACUGGAAAUACCACUAGAGCACGUGGACAAGGACAGUCCUAUAAAACAGUGACAGAGCAAAUGGUGGUCAAUGCAACGAGCAUCCCAUCUGAUUGUCCCAAGGAAGACAAAGACCUGCUUAAUGAAAAUGUUCAAGUUGGCUUAUUAUUUGCUUCCAAAGCGACCAUUCAGCUCCUCACUAACCCUUUCAUAGGGCCAAUGACUAACAGAAUAGGCUACCAGAUCCCAAUGUUUGCAGGAUUCUGUAUAAUGUUUGUGUCUACUAUAAUGUUUGCUUUUUCUAGGAGUUACACAUUACUCCUCAUAGCAAGAUCCUUGCAAGGAGUGGGUUCUUCUUGUUCUUCUGUAGCUGGGAUGGGUAUGCUGGCCAGUGUUUACACAGAUGAUGAAGAAAGAGGCAAUGCCAUAGGAAUUGCCUUGGGAGGACUUGCCUUGGGAGUGCUAGUGGGACCACCCUUUGGCAGUGUGAUGUAUGAAUUUGUGGGGAAGACCGCUCCUUUCCUAGUUCUGGCUGCCUUAACUCUGCUGGAUGGAGCUAUUCAACUGUUUGUUUUCCAACCAUCCAGGGUUCAACCAGAAAGUCAGAAAGGAACUUCUCUAGUCACCCUGUUGAAGGAUCCCUACAUCUUAAUUGCUGCAGGGUCAAUCUGCUUUGCAAACAUGGCUAUUGCAAUGCUUGAACCGGCAUUACCAAUCUGGAUGAUGGAGACCAUGUGUUCCAAGAAGUGGCAGCUGGGCGUUGCUUUCCUACCGGCUAGUAUCUCUUAUCUUAUUGGAACCAAUAUUUUUGGGAUACUUGCACACAAAAUGGGAAGGUGGCUUUGUGCUCUCUUGGGGAUGAUCAUUGUUGGAAUCAGUAUUUUAUGUGUACCAUUUGCAAAAAACAUUUAUGGACUGAUCGCACCAAAUUUUGGAGUUGGUUUUGCAAUCGGAAUGGUGGAUUCCUCAAUGAUGCCCAUCAUGGGCUACCUGGUAGACUUACGCCAUGUCUCUGUCUAUGGGAGUGUAUACGCCAUUGCAGAUGUUGCCUUUUGCAUGGGCUUUGCAUUGGGUCCUUCUGUUGGUGGGGCCAUUGCAAAAGCAAUUGGGUUCCCUUGGCUCAUGACAAUUAUUGGGAUCAUUGACAUUCUCUUUGCCCCCCUCUGCUUUUUCCUUCGAAGCCCACCUGCCAAGGAAGAAAAAAUGGCAAUACUCAUGGAUCAUAACUGCCCAAUAAAAACAAAAAUGUACACACAGAACAACAUUCAGUCAUAUCCUACAGUGGAUGAUGAAGAAUCUGAAAGUGACUGACAACUUCAAAAGCCAUAAAUAUUCUGUGGUAUAACAAUGCAGUGUUUCCUGUGAAACAGCUCAUGAAAAAAAUUUUUUUAGUUGUACUGUAUGCUAAUGAUGUAGUUAAGAAACCAAAGGUUAAAUACAUUUCCCUCCCAAUGUUAUGAAAGAUUGCUAACAG